UCUAUCGUCCAGCUGUCUGAACACCCACAUGUAAACUUGACUGUGUAGCCUUUAUUCCUUUUAAAAAGCGGAUUUCAAGUGUCUAAAAGAAAGUUUUAGUUUCUUCUUCAUUACACAUCGGAUUACAUAACUUAGUGUACACUUGAGAGCAAAUGUUGCGCUCUUUUAGAGGUCACACCUGGGAGAAUUGGGAAUGGGAUCCGGACAGUAAAUCUCCUGAUGCUCAUCUGUCUCUGUGCCGACAAGCCGUAUAUUUUCAUAUCAGCCCUCUGCUGGACAGUCAAGGAACUGCUGGGGUCAGAGGCACCAACGGUUUCACUCAUGGUGAGCAUUACUGGGAGAUUGAGUUCCUUGAGCCUCCAUAUGGAAGCUCUGUGAUGGUGGGGGUCGGUACCCAAAAUGCACUUCUGCACACUGGGGAUCAAAAGUUUGUUAACCUCAUAGGCAUCGACAGUGAGAGUUGGGGUCUAUCAUACAAAGGCUUCGUCUGGCAUAAUGGGAGGAGUCGAAAAUACACAGAGCCUUUUUAUGAAAGAAAUACGGUCAUUGGGGUUUUGCUGGACUUGAGCGCUGGAACACUGACGUUCUUCCGAAAUGGAGUGAACCUUGGGGUGGCCUUCACUGGACUGGAGCAGGUCAGCAAGGCUCUGUAUCCUCUGGUGAGCUCUACGGCCCCUGAAACUGAGCUUCAGCUGGGCGUGAGGAGCCAGAGAAUCUCCUCCCUACAGGAACAGUGCAUACACAUCAUCACACGGUCCCUCUCACAUUAUAGACACGCACACGAAUUACCAUUACCCACACCUCUGCUCUGUCAAAUACGCACACAUGCGCCUUUAUAAGCGGGGCACUACCUGUUUCUCCAACUUCAAAUAACACAAUUCUGUCCAGUGCAACAGAUCAAUUUUAUAUGACGCCUACCUCAAAAAAAUUUAUUUUAUCACUUAAAUUGAACAAAAACAGAAUGUGUGACCUUUAACUAUGUAAUCAUGUUGCCAUUUGUAUUCUUAAUUAAUAUGCCAUCUCUGCCCUUUCUAGAUGAUGUUGUUGGCAAUGAUUGUGUUCCAAAAUAAGAUAUAAUCACCUGUAUUUAUAAUUAGUGUUUUUUGUUAUACUCACAGGGUAGUUAUUUUGGGGACAAAUAUGUAAAAGCCAAUUAAAUAUAUCUU
Sinocyclocheilus rhinocerous is the source of this 1166-nucleotide messenger RNA. RefSeq names its product SPRY domain-containing SOCS box protein 3-like. The coding region runs from base 153 to 839 and encodes 228 amino acids. The record is from RefSeq and is a predicted model, not a curated record. Gene Ontology annotation, molecular function: protein binding. NCBI's taxonomy places the organism in Eukaryota, Metazoa, Chordata, Actinopteri, Cypriniformes, Cyprinidae. Gene Ontology annotation, cellular component: SCF ubiquitin ligase complex. Gene Ontology annotation, biological process: proteasome-mediated ubiquitin-dependent protein catabolic process. The transcript has 5 exons.